AUGAAAUUACUGCCACCCUCAGCAGUAUUUUCAAAAGAUGUGAGAUAUCCUCAAGACUCAACACUUGACGAGAUUCAAUCUAGCAAUGAGAAAUCAGUAACAUUUAUAAUUGGAAAAGAACAGUAUAUUAUAUCAAAAAAAUUGUUGUGUGCCACCAAUAGUAACUACUUUAAGAAAAUCUGUUUUACACAUGACAAGAAAGAAAAAGAUAUGACGAAUGAAUUAAAGAAUUAUGAAUUACAAGCUUUUAAAAUGAUGUUAAUAUAUAUUUUAACUAGUUCAGUAGAAUCACGCGAUUAUGACAUGCUUAAAAGAUUGUUAACAAUAGCCCAUAGAUAUGAUGUGGUAGCUUUAAAAUUAACGUGUGAACAUUAUUUGCUACAUUAUAUUACGAUGCAGAAUGCCGUAGAACUUAUGCAGCUUGCGUUUUCAACUAAUGCAAAAUUUUUAGAAAGACAUUCAACAGCUUUUAUUAAGUUUAAUAUAACAGAAAUCAUGGAUACUAAAGAAUUUCAAAAUCUACCAAAAGAAUAUUCAAACAAGGUGAUAGAAUUGUUAUAA
Messenger RNA from Trachymyrmex cornetzi, 561 nucleotides. Its product is annotated as BTB/POZ and MATH domain-containing protein 5. Bases 1 to 561 code for a protein of 186 amino acids. Gene Ontology annotation, cellular component: cytoplasm. The transcript has a single exon. Gene Ontology annotation, molecular function: protein binding. The record is from RefSeq and is a predicted model, not a curated record. NCBI's taxonomy places the organism in Eukaryota, Metazoa, Arthropoda, Insecta, Hymenoptera, Formicidae. Gene Ontology annotation, biological process: circadian behavior; adult locomotory behavior; modulation of chemical synaptic transmission.